This is a messenger RNA of Brassica napus (rape), 774 nucleotides long. Its product is annotated as blue copper protein-like. The coding region runs from base 95 to 628 and encodes 177 amino acids. The record is from RefSeq and is a predicted model, not a curated record. NCBI's taxonomy places the organism in Eukaryota, Viridiplantae, Streptophyta, Magnoliopsida, Brassicales, Brassicaceae. The transcript is spliced from 2 exons. Gene Ontology annotation, molecular function: electron transfer activity. Gene Ontology annotation, cellular component: plasma membrane.
CAUUCUCUCUAUAAAUUUACUUACAACUCACAAGGAUUUUAAUUAAGUCACUUAAUUUUUCAUUUAAAAUAUACUGUUACACUCAUACACAAGAAUGGCAAACUCGAAUACACUUGUUGGUUGCCUUGCCAUCGUCUUCUUUACUGCUGCUGUCUCACCUGCCUCCUCAGCCACUCAUUCCGUGGAAUGGUCGCUCGGGAAUGACUAUAGCUCCUUGGCUUCCGGAAAACCCUACGCCGUUGGCGAUACAAUCGUGUUCAACUAUGGUGCGGGUCACACGGUGGACGAAGUGAGUGAAAGUGAUUACAAAAGUUGCACACUGGGGAAUUCAAUUUCUUCCGACAGUAGCGGAACCACAAGCAUAGCUCUCAAGACAUCUGGCUCUCACUACUUCAUUUGCGCUAUCCCCGGCCACUGCACUGGCGGCAUGAAGCUCUCUGUCAACGUAGGUGCAGCUGCCUCUUCCGGCGGUGGUGGGGACGGUGCCACCGCCAAAACUACACCUUCUCCGACGUUAGAAGGCGGAAAGGCUGCUCCUACUGCUUCUGCCACUCCUGUGUUGAAGCCGUUCCAGGCUUUGGUUGUGACUUGUGUAGUUGCGUUAUUAUAUGCUUCGGCUCUUUCUUAGUUGCCUUUAAGUGUAUUGGUGUGGUUUGACUCGUCUGAAAGUCAGGCUAGAGGCAGUGCUAUUAGCCCUAUUUUUAUUGUUACAUGCUUCUUGUUGUGAUUUAGUUAUUCUAUGGUAUUAAUUACAUGUGCUUGUGACUGGCCCAA